Dioscorea cayenensis subsp. rotundata (Guinea yam) is the source of this 1310-nucleotide messenger RNA. Its product is annotated as RNA exonuclease 4. Gene Ontology annotation, molecular function: nucleic acid binding; 3'-5' exonuclease activity. NCBI's taxonomy places the organism in Eukaryota, Viridiplantae, Streptophyta, Magnoliopsida, Dioscoreales, Dioscoreaceae. The transcript is spliced from 7 exons. Gene Ontology annotation, biological process: rRNA processing. Bases 62 to 907 code for a protein of 281 amino acids. The record is from RefSeq and is a predicted model, not a curated record. Gene Ontology annotation, cellular component: nucleus.
UCUUCCUUGAUAUCGAUCAAGACUUCCCAGUGAAGCCAGGCGGCGGCGAGGUCUGAGAGGAAUGGACAGCCGAGCAGCAGAGAGGAAGAACCCUAACCCUAACCCUAACCCUAACUGGGCGCAGCUCCAGAAGAAGCUGAAAUCUCAUCGCCCCAGACCAUCCCCCACCACCAACUCCACUGCGGAGGAAUCAGCGACCUCAUCGGUGUUGGGCAAGCGCAAGGAGAGGCCGGGGUCGGAGCCGGAGCCGGAGCCUGAGGUAUCUCCGGCUUCCGUUCUAUCGCCGACGUCGGAUGAUUGCAGUUUGACGAAGGCGUUAGCUAUGGAUUGUGAGAUGGUCGGAGUGAGCUCCGAUGGUAGCAAGAGCGCUCUUGGGAGGGUCACUCUGGUUAAUACAUGGGGUAAUGUUGUGUAUGAUGAAUAUGUCCGGCCGAUCGAGCGAGUUGUUGAUUUUCGUACAAAAAUCAGUGGGAUCCAUCCCAGUCAUUUGAAGAAAGCUAAAAAGUUCUGGGUUGUACAGAAGGAAGUAGCAGACAUGAUCAAGGGAAGGGUCCUUAUAGGCCAUGCUUUGCACAAUGAUCUCAAGGUACUAUUAUUGAGUCAUCCAAAGAGGGAUAUACGGGAUACAUCAGCAUAUCAGCCUCUACAGAGGGAAGGCCGAAGAAGAGCACUCAAGGAUCUUGCAGAUGAGGUUCUUGGUGUCAAGAUACAACGGAGACAGCACUGUCCUAUAGAGGAUGCCCGAGCAGCCAUGCUCAUCUAUAAGAAACACAAGAAAGAAUGGGAGAAGAGUAUUAAGGGGCACUUCAGGUUGAAGAAGAAGAAGCUUAAAAACAAGAGCAAGAAGAAUCCAGCAAAUAGAAACAAACUUUUUAUGCAACAUGAUGGUGAGACUACCACAGGUUAGUAACUCAGCAUGGUUUUUGAAAGAUGCACCAAGCUACUCACCUUCAUAGCUCAGGCAUUGUGUUCAAUAUUAACCAUUGUUCUUGCAUGCCCACUUGCUAGCAAGUAGCCAAGUUUGUUUUGGAAGAUGCACUAAACUAUGCUCUACACGCCUUCAUAGCUCAGACAUUGUUUUCAAAGUUAAUUAUUGUUCUUGCAUGCCCAUUUGCUAGCGAGUAGCCAAGUUUUGACCACUGAUGAUUUUGUGUUUUCUGUGCCACAUGUGAAAACCGAAUGGUCAAUUGGCAUAAUCCACACUUCCUAGUCAUGUGUCUUUAUCAGGUUGUAUUUUGUAGUAUCUAUUAAACUCUCAUAGUUAUGCAUUCAUAUCGGCUCGGAAAUACUAAUAUAUCGAUACCAAUCAA